Messenger RNA from Acytostelium subglobosum LB1, 939 nucleotides. RefSeq lists its product as hypothetical. The annotation marks the transcript as partial. Lineage: Eukaryota; Evosea; Eumycetozoa; Acytosteliales; Acytosteliaceae. The record is from RefSeq and is a predicted model, not a curated record. Gene Ontology annotation, molecular function: kinase activity. The transcript is spliced from 2 exons.
AUGAUAUGUAUAUCAACAUGGCUUAAACAAUUACUACAAGGUGCACAACAACAACAACAACAACAACAGUCGACAACAACUACAACACCAAUAUAUGUUAACUUUAACUCAAUACCAAUUGCUGAUGAUCAACGUGGAAGAGAUUUAAUUGGUAUACUUAAUAAUCUGGUUGGAUUGGAAUCUGUUUAUAGGAAUUAUCUACAUGUACGUGUUCCACCAUUGGUACAUAGUAGUCAUUUGACAACGCCAUCAACCGAUAUCUACUUGACACCAGAUGCCGAAAGGACAAUGUUUGGUCUGGGCUUUGUGGCCGUGGACAAGUAUGUGGCACAACGUAAACAACAAUACAUGGACUUGAUCGAUUGGACUGUAGAAGACUCUUGGAUCACAUUGGACUACAACACACCAUCAAUAUCAAAUGAUUUAAUACUCAAGGCAUUCGCAAGCAAGAUGAAUGUCUAUGUCAUGGACCAUUGCCUGCAUGAAUCAGUCACGGGACUGCUGCCCAACACUGGCAGUGCCUUCUUCUAUCAGACAUCAACAGAUUGGAUGGGCAAGAAGGGUGACAUUGAGAUGACAUUGGGUGUCGCCAGGGAUUGGCUAUCAAAGUAUCCCAACACAUUCAUCAUUAUAACGGACGGAGCAAAUGGUCUUGCGGCAGGAGGAUGUUUCAAACGUGGCGUCAAUCAUCAAGCGACAUACAUCGCACCCUUCUGGCACUAUGCACUACCAACAAUGCAACAAGAGCAUUGUAAAGACACCAUAGGAGCAGGUGAUGCAUUCAGAGCCGGAAUGCUAUUCUCCAUCCUACAAGAUCAAUCAAUGAGCCAAUGUCUAAACUUUGCCAGUGCAGCCGGUGCCCUAAACACGCGAUACUAUGGAGGAUGUAGUCGAGUACCAGAUCUCUCAGAGGUACUUCAAAUGCUUCAAGACAACAAC